This is a messenger RNA of Alternaria rosae, 1205 nucleotides long. Its product is annotated as RmlC-like cupin domain-containing protein. NCBI's taxonomy places the organism in Eukaryota, Fungi, Ascomycota, Dothideomycetes, Pleosporales, Pleosporaceae. The record is from RefSeq and is a predicted model, not a curated record. Bases 161 to 1132 code for a protein of 323 amino acids. The transcript is spliced from 2 exons.
ACAAGACGCAGUUACUAACCUGACCGUGCCUUAGUCACUCAUUGCAAAUGCGAUGCGCGAAGUCAAUGAAGCUUCGACAUGAUGCGUGAACUAACCCUACCCCUACUAACAGCUAUAAAGAGGCCUCGACGCUUUCGAUGCCAGGAUUCUUCCUUUCGUGAUGACAGACACACCUGGUGAACAUCGCUCUAGUACAACAUAUACUUCGUAUUCGACAACCACAAAGACACUUACCGUAGUCGUUGGUCUUCUCGCAAUCAUCCUGGCUUUCUCAAGCACUUUCCGCAGUAUCUGGUUCCCUGCUGUCCUUACCAAGCCCACCACACGCGCAAUGUCGACCGCAGGUCCAACUUCGAUGAAGCUCACCAAGCGCGGUUGGUCGCAACGCGGACAUGCCGAUCACGAUUGGCUAUACACAUACCAUACUUUCUCCUUCGCGUCGUACUAUGACCCUAGACACGAGAGCUUCGGCCCGCUGAGGGUCAUCAACGAAGACAGAGUAAAGGCGGGCACCGGUUUCGGAACACAUAGCCACGCCGAAUUCCUCAUCUUCAGCUACAUCGUCAACGGCGUCCUCGAACACAAAGACAGCAUGGGCAACCUCGAAAACCUCAAGCGCGGCGAAGUCCAAUUCACCUCCGCCGGCACGGGCAUCCGCCACUCUGAAUACAACCGCAACACCGACUCCGAAGUCCAUUUCCUCCAGAUUUGGGCCAAGCCCAACAAGCGCGGUCUUAAGCCCCAUUACGAAACGAAGAAGUUUACCGACGAGGAGAAGGCGGAUAAGCUGGUUAGGAUAAUGGAGUCUACGGACAGGUUGGAGAAGAGCAAGGGUGCUAUUGGGCUGCAGGCUGAUCUUAGCAUGGAUGCGUCGAUUUUGUCGCCGGGUAAGAAGGUGGUGCAUGAGCUUGUUGCCGAGGGGCCGAGGAAGCUCUUUGCGCAUGUUGUUAUGGGUGGACGGUCGCAGCCUAAGCAGGGUGGCGCGCAGGUCAAGAUUGGCGAUACGGUGUUUGGGGAGGGUGAUGGCGCGUAUAUUGAGGGAGUGAGCGGGCCUGGCAAGAUCGAGAUUGAGAGUGUGGGCGACAAGCCCGCUGAGUUCUUGCUGUUUGACAUGGGACCUCAGGAUGUGUAGACACAUUUCAAGGAUGAUUUCAGGUACUGAUAUUUAAGAUAGUAAUACACAUUUCAAAGAAUCUUGCAUAUGC